Molecule: messenger RNA, 3217 nt
Organism: Peromyscus eremicus (cactus mouse)
Lineage: Eukaryota; Metazoa; Chordata; Mammalia; Rodentia; Cricetidae
Gene: Jade2
Product: jade family PHD finger 2
Exons: 13
Coding region: 230-2944 (904 amino acids)
Biological process (GO): regulation of transcription by RNA polymerase II
Cellular component (GO): histone acetyltransferase complex
Source: RefSeq, a predicted model, not a curated record
GGUUUAAAAAGAAACAGAAACAUACACAGGGGGUUGGUGAAUGGUGCCGACCGCGGCCAUCGCAGUUGGAGGCUAUUUUUUGGGGGGGUGAGUAGCGUCCAUGGAGUUACUUUGCGCCCACUCCUAGAGGCACCAGCUCUGGGAUGGAGGGCUGACCGUCUUCUCAGCAGGGGUGCGGGGCUUGGGGACGCCGCGGCCCGGUCGCCUCCCUCGCCACGACCCCGGAUGGAUGCGCGCCCCCCGCCCUCCCGCGCCGGCCCCAGGAGCUCCUGGCUUCGGGAGCAUCCUUCCCGCGCCGGCCCCCGCCGCGGCGCGUAGCCGAGGGCAGCGCCCCUCGGGAGGGCACCGCGGAGCAAGGGCCCCAAGCGAACACACCAACCCUCCGGGUCCUCUUGUCCUGUCUUCCUUGGGCGGGUUGGGACUCGCAGAGCGAUCCACUAAGCAGAUGGAAGAGAAGAGGCGAAAGUACUCCAUCAGCAGCGACAACUCCGAUACCACUGAUAGUCACGUGACAUCCACAUCCGCAUCAAGAUGUUCCAAACUGCCCAGCAGUACCAAGCCGGGCUGGCCUCGGCAGAACGAAAAGAAGCCCUCCGAGGUUUUCCGGACAGACUUGAUCACAGCCAUGAAGAUCCCAGAUUCGUACCAGCUCAGCCCGGAUGACUACUACAUCUUGGCGGACCCAUGGCGACAAGAAUGGGAGAAAGGUGUGCAGGUACCUGCCGGAGCGGAGGCCAUUCCAGAGCCUGUGGUGAGGCUCCUCCCACCACUGAAAGGUCCCCCUACACAGGUGUCCCCAGAUAGCCCCACACUUGGUGAGGGUGCCCACCCUGACUGGCCAGGAGGCAGCCGCUAUGACCUGGAUGAGAUCGAUGCCUAUUGGUUGGAACUCCUCAACUCAGAACUCAAGGAAAUGGAGAGGCCUGAGCUGGAUGAGCUAACGUUAGAGCGUGUUCUAGAAGAGCUAGAGACGUUGUGCCACCAGAACAUGGCACAGGCCAUUGAGACACAGGAGGGGCUGGGCAUCGAGUACGAUGAGGACGUGGUCUGUGACGUGUGCCGCUCCCCUGAAGGCGAGGAUGGCAAUGAGAUGGUCUUCUGUGACAAGUGCAACGUCUGUGUGCACCAGGCAUGCUACGGGAUUCUCAAGGUACCUACGGGCAGUUGGCUGUGCCGGACAUGUGCCCUGGGAGUCCAGCCCAAGUGCCUGCUCUGCCCCAAGCGAGGAGGAGCCUUGAAGCCUACCAGAAGUGGGACCAAGUGGGUACAUGUCAGCUGUGCCCUGUGGAUUCCUGAGGUCAGCAUCGGCUGUCCAGAGAAGAUGGAGCCCAUUACCAAGAUCUCACAUAUUCCAACCAGCCGCUGGGCCCUGUCCUGCAGCCUCUGCAAAGAGUGUACGGGCACCUGCAUCCAGUGUUCCAUGCCUUCCUGCAUCACAGCAUUCCACGUCACGUGCGCCUUCGACCGCGGCUUGGAAAUGCGGACUAUAUUAGCCGACAACGAUGAGGUCAAGUUCAAGUCACUCUGCCAGGAGCACAGUGACGGGGGCCCUCGGAACGAGCCUGCUUCUGAGCCUGCGGAGCCCAGCCAGGCCAUCGAGGACCUGGAGAAGGUGACCCUACGCAAGCAGCGGCUGCAGCAGCUAGAGGAAAACUUCUAUGAGCUGGUGGAGCCGGCUGAGGUGGCCGAACGGCUGGACCUGGCGGAAGCACUGGUCGACUUCAUCUACCAGUACUGGAAGCUGAAGAGGAGGGCCAAUGCUAACCAGCCGCUGCUGACGCCCAAGACCGAUGAGGUGGACAACCUGGCCCAGCAGGAGCAGGAUGUCCUCUAUCGCCGCCUGAAGCUUUUCACCCACCUGCGGCAGGACCUGGAGAGGGUUAGGAACCUGUGCUACAUGGUGACAAGGCGCGAGAGAACGAAGCAUUCCAUCUGUAAGCUCCAGGAGCAGAUCUUCCACCUGCAGAUGAAACUUAUGGAGCAAGAUCUGUGUCGAGAGUCUUCUGGGAGGAGAGCAAAGGGCAAGAAGAAUGACUCGAAGAGGAAAGGCCGAGAGGGCCCCAAGGGUAGCAGCCCUGAGAAGAAAGAGAAAAUAAAGGCCGUGCCAGAGUCUGUGCUGGGGCAGCUGGGUCUGUCCACCUCGUUCCCCAUCGACGGCACUUUCUUCAAUAGCUGGUUGGCCCAGUCAGUGCAGAUCACAGCAGAGGACAUGGCCAUGAGUGAGUGGUCUUUGAACAGUGGGCACCGGGAGGAUCCUGCUUCGGGUCUGCUGUCAGAGGAGUUGCUACAGGAUGAGGAGACGCUACUCAGCUUCAUGAGGGACCCCUCGUUGCGGCCCGGUGACCCUGCCAGGAAGGCCCGAGGCCGCACUCGCCUGCCUGCCAAAAAGAAACCACCCCCACUUCAGGAUGGGCCCAGUGCACGGACCACUCCAGACAAGCCACCCAAGAAGCCCUGGGCCCAGGAUGCUGGCAGUGGCAAGGGCAUGCAUGGACCACCCACCAGGAAGCCACCACGGAGGACGUCUUCUCAUUUGCCGUCCAGCCCCGCGGCUGGGGACUGUCCUGUCCCAGCAGCACUGGAAAGCCCCCCACCGCUGGCCUCCGACACCCCAGACGAGACAGCCCUCAUGGCUUCCGACUUGAAUGUCCAAGUGCCUGGCCCUACGGUGAGCCCCAAGCCCUUGGGCAGGCUCCGGCCACCCCGAGAGAUCAAGGUCAGUCGGAAGUCUCCGGGUGCUAGGUCUGAUGCUGGGACAGGACUGCCGUCCACUGUGGCCGAGAGGCCAAAGGUCAGCCUGCACUUUGACACGGAGGCUGAUGGCUACUUCUCUGAUGAGGAGAUGAGCGACUCUGACGUAGAAGCAGAGGACAGCGGGCUACAGCGGGCUUCCAGGGAGGCAGGGGCAGAGGAGGUAGUUCGCAUGGGGGUACUGGCCUCCUAACUCACCGGGGCCCUGCCCUGGUCUCCCACAGGGCCUCAGCCCAAUCACAACUGCCAUUUCCAACUGCUGAGUGUCCCAGACCCACCACUCUGUCGUGGUUUUAUUUUUAAUAUAGAGAGAGUUGUGAAUUCCACUCCGUUGUCUUUCCUCUGUGCUGGCCUAGGACGUUAGGAUUCCUCCCGUGGCCCUGGCCAGGGACUGCGCCAGGUUCCAUGUGCCACCCUGUCCCAGCCCACACAACAUCGCCGGGCUUCUGGCUUGAUGUAGACAAGG